Molecule: messenger RNA, 1204 nt
Organism: Salvia miltiorrhiza (redroot sage)
Lineage: Eukaryota; Viridiplantae; Streptophyta; Magnoliopsida; Lamiales; Lamiaceae
Product: oxygen-evolving enhancer protein 2-1, chloroplastic-like
Exons: 4
Coding region: 132-1106 (324 amino acids)
Biological process (GO): photosynthesis
Cellular component (GO): extrinsic component of membrane; photosystem II; photosystem II oxygen evolving complex
Molecular function (GO): calcium ion binding
Source: RefSeq, a predicted model, not a curated record
AUGAUAAUUAUUUGUUGGAAAGAGAUGAUUGAAGAUUAAAAAAAAAAAAUAGAAAACAUUUUGUAAUAAGAUUGAGAAGUGGGCCCCAACCCCAAAACCAUCCGACGUGGAGAUUUCAAGAAACAGUUGGCAUGAAGAAAGACCACCACAGCCUUAUCCAUCCAUCACGAAAUCUAAUCCAAAAAAUCAAAACUCCACCAUUCAGAAUCACACAUCACACACACUACACAUUCAAGAAAAAGGGUGUGAGUGUGUGUAUUUUUUGGAUCCUCAAUUUCUCAGAAACAAAGAAAAAAAACCAAGAAAAAGAUAUGGCGUCGACUGCAUGCUUCUUGCACCACCACGCGGCGCUCUCCACCUCGGCGAGAACCACCUCCAGCCGCCACGCGCCGUCGCUGAAGCCCGCCCAGCAGCUCGUCUGCAGGGCCCAGAAGCAGGCCGAGAAUCAAGAAUCCGACGGCGGCGCCGCCGUGUCGCGGAGGCUGGCCCUCACCCUUCUCGUCGGCGCUGCCGCCGUCGCCACCAAGGUUUCACCUGCUGAUGCUGCUUAUGGAGAAUCAGCCAACAUCUUCGCAAAGCCAAAGUCGAACACCGAUUUCAAGCCAUAUGCCGGAGAUGGAUUCAAGGUGUUGGUGCCGGCAAAGUGGAACCCUAGCAGCGAGGUCGAGUUCCCCGGCACCGUCCUCCGCUACGAGGACAACUUCGACGCCACCAGCAACCUCACCGUCACCAUCAACCCCACCGACAAGAAGUCCAUCACGGACUACGGCUCCCCUGAAGAUUUCCUAUCCCAAGUUGACUACUUGUUGGGGAAGCAGGCCUACUUUGGCAAGACCGAUUCCGAGGGUGGAUUCGACUCCGGGGCUGUGGCGACCGCCAACUUGCUGGAGACUGCGACUCCGGUAGUUGAUGGCAACAAGUACUACUUCCUGUCGGUGCUGACGAGGACGGCUGACGGGGACGAGGGGGGCAAGCACCAGCUGAUCACGGCCACCGUGAAGGGCGGGAAGCUCUACAUCUGCAAGGCACAAGCUGGGGACAAGAGAUGGUUCAAGGGUGCAAAGAAGUUUGUGGAGAGUGCAGCAACUUCUUUCAGUGUUGCUUGAUUCAAUCCCAAGUAUUUUGUAUCUAAUGUCACAAUCCAAAAACUUGUAUGAUAGUUUGAGUUUUUGCUAUGAUAUUGAUGGAUAAAAUUGAAGCAAAA